Lachancea lanzarotensis is the source of this 621-nucleotide messenger RNA. RefSeq names its product LALA0S01e10638g1_1 (gene RAD59). The record is from RefSeq and is a predicted model, not a curated record. Lineage: Eukaryota; Fungi; Ascomycota; Saccharomycetes; Saccharomycetales; Saccharomycetaceae. Gene Ontology annotation, biological process: double-strand break repair via homologous recombination; double-strand break repair via single-strand annealing; mitotic recombination. The transcript has a single exon. Gene Ontology annotation, cellular component: nucleus. Bases 1 to 621 code for a protein of 206 amino acids.
AUGAGUGCGUAUUUAACUAAUUUAUCCUACGAUGGGGCCAUCUUCGAGAUGGGACCAGGCCUCAAAGAAGUGUGCUUAGACGAUCUACAGAUCACCGAGCAAUGGACGGACCGUCCCGCGAGUGCUUGGGCUGUUCAAAGAAUCGGUGUUCUACUAUCAAAAAUAGAGUCAUACACAGGCAAAAUAUAUCACCGUAAUCGUUAUGGAAAACACUCUUUGGCAAAACUGAUUCCUGCCCAUGUUCUCAUACAAUAUGCAAACGAAGCACUAGGUUUUGAUGGUUGGUCGCUAGAAGUCUUGGAAAUUCAUGCUGAAAACUGCAGGUCAGUUCCUUCUAAAGAUCCAUCGUCUGAGUCACUUAAUGAACGCUAUGAAGUGCUUUCAGAAGCUAAGGUUAGAUUAAAGCUCAAAGAUGGUACAAACACAGAGUCAUCGGGUGUCGGAUCAACUACAGCGGCUACAAAGGGAGACAGCUUCAGCAAAUCUAAGAAGUUGGCCAUCAACGAUGCCUUCAAAAAAUGCUUUUUACGGCUAGAAAGCAUAAUACUCGAGCAUGAGCGCCGCGUUUCGACGAAUUAUUACGUAGAUGGGCUCUACGGCUCUAAUUCCAAAAAAUAUUGA